This is a messenger RNA of Phyllopteryx taeniolatus (common seadragon), 1760 nucleotides long. RefSeq lists its product as uncharacterized. Bases 89 to 1657 code for a protein of 522 amino acids. The transcript is spliced from 3 exons. NCBI's taxonomy places the organism in Eukaryota, Metazoa, Chordata, Actinopteri, Syngnathiformes, Syngnathidae. The record is from RefSeq and is a predicted model, not a curated record.
UCUUGAACGCAACGCAAGCUCGGCAGCGCCGGCGAACCCUUUUGAUGUUGACUUGAACUCUACUUUACUGCUAAAUAUUCAGAGGGCCAUGUCGGAGGAGAGCGACUACAUCUUUUGGGAGUCCUUGAUUUCGCCGGGAAGAAGUCGAAGGAAAACAAAAUCAAAGGCGAGGGAAAAUGGGUCGAAAAGGAAAAACGAUAUCACCUUAGACGUAAAUGACCGCAUCCCUAAGGAAAAGCAAAGCUCCACAUUCAAAGGUGUAAUGCAGGCAAAGAAAGACAAGAAGAAGAAGAAGAAAAAGAAGAAGCUGCUGGAUUUACACAGCGACGCCGCAGCGACGGCCAUAUCUAAACCCGAUGUGUCAAAUCUGAGCGGCAGCGCUCAGAAGCAGAAGUCACACCAGCUAAUUCAGGACUCCAAAGAAGAAGGCCCAAAGAAAAAGAAAGUGGCGUUUGAUUUGGCACACGAGUACGCUCGGGUCAAGCGUCCCACGUUUUCCUCUGCACAUCCCAAGUUUCCAAAAGAGUGUACAGAGUUGAAGAUAGCCCCUAUAAGAGAUUGUGAAAGAUAUUCUUUGGUCAGCGAAGUCAUGCAAUGUCAGUCUCAACUGCAAGAAAACGACAUUCAGUGGGAAGAUAGCAACAGUCAAGACUUGUUUAUCACCCAGAAGACGUUCAGAUCAUCCUCGUCAGACUCCAGUGCGGAAGCCAGUUACAAAGCUGUUACUACAGUUUCGCAACAAACGCAGACAUUGCACAACUCUUUGGACCAGAUAAAAUACCCAGACAAGGAUUGUCGCCAGCGUCGUAGAAAAAAGAAGCAGCAGCGGCAGACAGCGAAGGCAAGUAGCGCGGAGAAGGACAGAUUACGCAUCCGAAAGAAGAAAUAUUGCUUUCAGACAGAAGGGGAAAAAAAUGCUUCAAGUUCUUUGCAAUCAAGGCCUCAUCGGGCGAAUCUUUGCAUGGACGAGACGGUAGUAGGAGAUAGGUCACCGAAGGUUGCAAAGUCGAAGCAGUGUCACUGCGAGGGAAUCCAGCGGGCUUCUUCUUGCUCUCUCCACGUAGCCCUCAAACCCACAGCAUGUAGCUCCACACAGACAGAAAACUUCUUCACUGCCCAAGUCUCCUCCUACUUGGCUUUCUCCAGAAAGAGAAGACUGGCUGCGUGUCAUGACCACGUGAAGCCUUUGGACCUGAGCUUGCCAAAUAGGGCCAGGAAAGACCUCGGCAGGCGUUCGUGCGUGAAGGUGUCAGCGAGUGAAGUCCGAGAGGAUGAGAAGUGGCGUGAAAACCAGCUGUCACCUUUCCCCAAAGAGGUCAAUGCACCUCCAUUCUGUCCUUCAGCCAUGGAAGACUCAGAGGUGAAGAAAGGGAUUGCUGUUACUGAUAAGAGGAAAGAAGAGAGCGCCCCGAGUCCUUUGACGGAGUCGGAGCCCAAGUCGGGCGACCCGACCACCUUCGGCGACUCCAAUGAGCCACCAUGCCGAAGCAAAAAGGUUGACCUGAACCAGGUAAGGCCAGUGCAGAUGAGGCUGAACGAGUCAUUCUACUUCAAGACCAAAGGAGAUGGAUGCUCACCCAGACCUGAGUCACCUCUGAUGACGCUUGUUCAGGGCAGAGCGAGUGAGAAAGACGUCAAAGGCAAAAAGGGCCGCUGAGCCUCCCCCGCCCGCAGUCACAGCUUCCUGUUGUUAUUGAGUCUGCCACACUUUUCUGUAACGUUUUAUUGUUCGGCAAUUCAAUUGUACUUCUGGAAACUAG